Perkinsus marinus ATCC 50983 is the source of this 1518-nucleotide messenger RNA. RefSeq lists its product as hypothetical. The coding region runs from base 1 to 1518 and encodes 505 amino acids. Gene Ontology annotation, molecular function: protein binding. NCBI's taxonomy places the organism in Eukaryota, Perkinsozoa, Perkinsida, Perkinsidae. The transcript has 3 exons. The record is from RefSeq and is a predicted model, not a curated record.
AUGCUACAACUACCCCCUGCCAGUCAGUCCCCAGAGGUCCUCCAUCGUGGAGAGCUCCUCCUCCACCCCGAUGAAGCCGACCAGCUCAACACCUCAAUCGCCGCCUCCGGUAUGAAGUUCGAAGAGGUCGGCUAUCAAGUCGAUGAUCCACCACCACCACCGGCGUCUCCUCCCCCUCGCCGGACCAGGGCGAAGGCCAAGGCUAAAUCAGCAGCUAAACGGCGGAAGACCGCUGCCUCGUCGUCCCCUUCAUCGAGCCAAGCCUCGCCUGGGUCUCUCGCCAACCCCCGUAGCAGUGCUCCUAGACGUCGUGGUAGCCGGGCUAGUAAAGUGGCCAACCCAAGGCUACCGUCAAACGAAGGUGAAGAGGCUGCCCAGGAAGAGGAGGAGGAGGAGGCUCUGCCGAAAUUAGAAGGGCUCGCUGGGACCAGGCGGUCUGCCCUAUUGGGGGUCCUUGAGGGCAUCAAGAAGGACAGUCAGAAGAGACAGGGGAACGACAGUAUUGUGUACUGGUUCGGUACCGCUUCCUUUCCUGAGCAGAUCGAAGGUGCUAAGCCCAAGGCUUAUCAGCUUCCGACCAAUUUGUCAUUAAUACGGCAGAAUGUCCAAGCGGGGAAUUAUGAAACGCAUUUGGGGAUGGAAAAGGACAUUAACAAGAUAGUGAGGCAUGGUUUGAGGAACUUCCCGAGUGGGUCGGGGCCUUUUCGAGCGGCCGAGAGAUUGAAUAAACUGGCUGCUGAUUUGGUUCAAAAGGCGUCUUAUAAGAUCAACAAUGAGGACUAUAAGGAGAAGUAUGUCUCCACCGAAUUGAUGGCCGCGAUUUUUUCCAAGGAAGGUGGAGGGCCUUUGGAGGGUGAGGGGGAGAAGGAGAAUGUGGGGGGUAAGAGGAAUGGUGGAAAGAAGAAGAGGAGGGGAAGUAAAGGCGCUAAGAGUAGCAAAGAAUCCGAGCAGAAUUUGGACGCAUUGAAUCAGCAGAUUGCCCAGCUGCAGGAGAAGUUGGCUAUGCUGGCUGAUAAAGGGAUAUCCCUCACCCAAGCUCCUCCUGCCAAUUCCCCUGGGACCCCUCCGGAGGGGAGUAGCUCUAGUCGGGGACCUAGUCAGGGGCAUCUGCCUCUCACCAUUGAUGAGAAGAACAAGCUCGAGGAGGAUAUGAAUCAGUUAACGGCUGAGGACCUCGCAAUAGUAGUGGAGAAGAAGUUGAAGGGCCGACCGGGGGUAGUCCUUGACCCUACUACUGCUCAGCUGUGUGAGCUUGAUGUUGACCUUAUGUCGGCCCGAGAUCAGCGCAAUCUGAAGCGCUACGUUGCCCGUCUACUCACCAUUCACAAUCAGAAGGUGAAGGAAAAUGAGGAGAGGGCUCGGGAAAUUGUCGCUCAUGAAAGGGCAGUGGCAAAGCUGGAGGCUGAAAGGGCUUUGGAACGCAAGCGGGGGCGGAGUAGUAGUGAUAGUAGUGACGAUGAGGCAUCUGAUGAUGAUGAGUUGACAAAGAUCUAUCAGAAGGGGGCGGCGGCUCUGUAA